Molecule: messenger RNA, 1787 nt
Organism: Aspergillus melleus
Lineage: Eukaryota; Fungi; Ascomycota; Eurotiomycetes; Eurotiales; Aspergillaceae
Exons: 1
Coding region: 66-1787 (573 amino acids)
Biological process (GO): response to xenobiotic stimulus; regulation of DNA-templated transcription
Molecular function (GO): zinc ion binding; DNA-binding transcription factor activity, RNA polymerase II-specific
Source: RefSeq, a predicted model, not a curated record
CGCUGAUCAAGUGCACUUGUACUUUUACAGCAAGAGGCUUUGAAAUUCAAAUCCUCUUGGCUGUCAUGCCUACAACAAUCUCCAGACGCAAGCGCGCCAGGAAGGCAUGCAUCCCUUGCCAUCAGCGCAAGCGGAAAUGCGACACCGAAUAUCCUUGUGGCAUGUGCACGAGCUAUGACUACGACUGCAGGUACACCGACGAAGAUACCGCUGGCACCGCGGGUGGUGGAGUUGAUGACCCGCCCCAAGCCAAGCGUAUCGCCCAUGGUCGCAGAAGUCGUUUAAAUAGCCGAUCUCAUGUAGAGCAAGGCCCUCAUGGAACCGAUAGCUCAUCGACGAACAGCCUCACUGUCGUAGCCAGCCCGUCAACAGGCAUCUUUGACGCGCACAAGUCCAGAUACGCCGGGGCGUCAGCGGCCAUGGCAUUUCCACACAUCCUCGGCGUGGCUCUCGGUUCUGACAGCCCUCCCAAGAUGCGGUCAUUUGCUUACAACUUCGGCAUCCGACCUGAAGAGACAUCCAACACGCACGGCUUUCUCGGGAAUCUCAUCUCCUUGAAAGACCUCCGUCACUUCGCAGGUGUUUACUCCGCGGUCCUGGCCCCUAUCGGGGACCUGUUUGACCCCCGAAUCUUUCUCGACCGAUGUGAAGAUUAUUACCAUGGCCCCGGUAGUACGCAAGUUGCGUUUGCUGCAGUAGCUGCUGGCGUAGCUAGUCUUGGGUCGUUCCUAUCUCCCGAGAGACACCCGCGAGAGUCUGACCUGGUGCAGUACGCCAAAGCCAUUCUCGAUGAUCCCGCUUCCAUGCGCAUGCACAGCAUCGACCACAUAGUCGCGUGGGGCUUGCGAGUGCUUUACCUGCGCGCCACGACCCGUCCUAACAAUGCCUGGAUCGCUUCUUGCACCCUCAUGCACCUCUGUGAGACAGUGGGGUUGCACGAGGAAGGGAACAUCAAGAAGAUGGCGUCCACAUCCAGCGCCGCUACCCUUGGAUAUGAUGCCGACCGGCUGAGGGGUAUUUUUUGGUUCGCUUGGGCGGGACACAACAUGCUGUCGUAUGAGCAAGAUUGUUCGGCGGUACACUUUCGGGCUGUGACUUGUCAGGGUAUCAUCCCGACCCCGGAUUCCGCUGCAGACCAGUUUGUACGGUUAGUCCAGAUCAUUCCGGCGCCUAACUCGCCGUUUCAACUUGAACGGCAGCCUUCAAGUCCGAAUGAAGAGCUAUUUGAGCGUUUGAAGGCAUUGGACGAAUUCCAAGUCACUCAUCCGUUCCUGGUGGUAACCAAGGCAGACAUCGCUCUUUGCUUCUAUAGACGCGCAUACCAACUCAAGUCCUGGAUACCGGACGAGUUUAUCAAGCUCGUCAUCGAUAUCGGCAACGCGGGUGUGGAGGCGGCCGAACAGCUCGCUAACCACGGUCGUCUAUUUUGGAACGUCAUUGGCAGUGUCUUCCAGUAUGCCUGCGUUCUGUUGGCAAUAGACACGCCAACCGCUUCCGUCCACAUCGGCACUGCCUUCAAAGGCUUGGAAACCCUGGUCAAGGCGGCCGAUACAGGACUCACGCGUGAGGCGUUGUCCAUGGCGCGACAUCUACUCAGCCUGAAAAUGGCAAAGAAGCGCAACGAGCUUGCGCAGCUGGAAGCUGUCGAGGCAAGCUACGGAUUCUCUCAGCCGCAGCCAGCAACUGAGGCCCGCAACUCUGCGCCAGACAUGAGCUGGGAGCUGGACUGGGACCAGUUCUUCGUCGACCCGUAUCUUUCGAUGCUCGGUUGGGACGCCCAGUUAUAG